UCUAUAAAUACCUCUGCUUCGUUAACUUUAUUUUAUCCAUUCACAAAAUUUAUUGAUUACACAACAAUGAAAGUUAUUAACGUUAGACUAUUCAUGGUACCUUUUCUUCUUGUUGCAUUAUUGUCAACAACCUCCUUUUCCUUUUUUCUCGUAAAGGCUCAAGAUGUCGCUGAACCGGUGCUCGACGUUUCCGGUAACGCUGUUCGUACAGGAGUGAAUUAUUACAUCCUUCCAGCGGGUCGGGGCAACGGUGGUGGACUUCAGGUUGCAUCCAUUAGGAACCGGACCAACCCGCUAGUCGUAAGCCAAAACGCCGAUGAAUCUAUAAUCGGCGUUACCGUUCAAUUUUCACCAGUGGACCCUAAAGAAAACACCGUCAGAUUAUCAACUGAUAUGAACGUAAAAUUUACGUCUAUGGAAAUAUCUGAUUCUUCCACAGUAUGGAAAAUUAACAACGAAUUAAUUCCAGAACGUUAUUUGGUUACGGUUGGCGGAGUUGAAGGAAAUCCUGGGCGUGAAACUUUGGGCAAUUGGUUCAAUAUUGACAAGUACGAGGAUGCGUACAAACUUGUGUAUUGUCCUGGAGUUUGCAACAUUUGCAGACCAUUUUGUGGAGAAAUUGGUAUACUUGUGGAAAAUGGUAAAAGGCUUUUGUUUGUUGGUAGCGAUCCACCUCUCAAAGUUACAUUUCGUAAGCUCUAGGAUUACUAAUAUUAUACUAUGGUACUAAGUAUAUAUAUGUGUGUGAUUUCACUGUUUAUAUAAUAUGCAUCAGUGAAGAAAUAAAGAAGAGUAGUCUUCUGGUAGUAGUGUUGACUGUUGAUAAUGUAAUGAAAUAAUAAAGAUUGUUAUGAUUUUAUCCAGCCACGUACACUUGGGUAUCGACCCACACCCUUUCGU
Solanum dulcamara is the source of this 900-nucleotide messenger RNA. RefSeq names its product kunitz trypsin inhibitor 5-like. The coding region runs from base 67 to 702 and encodes 211 amino acids. The transcript has a single exon. Gene Ontology annotation, molecular function: endopeptidase inhibitor activity. Lineage: Eukaryota; Viridiplantae; Streptophyta; Magnoliopsida; Solanales; Solanaceae. The record is from RefSeq and is a predicted model, not a curated record.